UAAUGGAUGCGAUCAAUACGUUAGUGACGCAUUGCAGAAAUCGGUUGAAUUUAGACUUCUUGUGGGGGAAUCGGCAACAAAAUAGACUAAUGAAGAUGCCACUAGUGAAGCUGCAUAGAUCACAUAGCAGAGACUCGUCAUAUGAUGAUUCAAAAUACAGAAGAAGGAAACGAAGACGGAGUCGUGACAGAAGUGACAGCAGAAGUUACGAUGGUCACAAGCGAAGGAGGUCUAGGGAUAGAGAUGGAUACAGGGACGAUUACAGUCAUGAUAGAUCCAGACAUUGUUCCUAUCGGGAACGGUCACGAUCUCCCGAGCGUUCAGAAUGUUACAGUAGACGAGACAGCAGACGUGACAGUUACAGUCGCCGCCAUUACGACAGCGACCACAGCAGCCAUUAUCAUUCCAGACCGAGCAGUCACAGUUCAAGUAGGCGGCGACACAAACAUCGGAAACACAGGAGGCGGAGUUACAGACAUCGUCGCAGGUCUUCUUAUGGUUCAUCUAGUCAGGAUAGAGGGAGUGGGGAUGGAGGUCAAAAAGUUCGCGACGAUGAAGAUGGACAUCUCCUUUAUCAAGCCGGGGACAUACUUCAAGCUAGAUAUGAAGUGUUAUCUACCCUUGGUGAAGGAACUUUUGGCAAAGUUAUAGAAGUGAAAGACUUUCACAGAAACAAUGAACAUGUAGCAUUAAAGAUUAUAAAAAAUGUAGAAAAAUACAGAGAAGCGGCGAAACUUGAAAUAAACGUUUUGGAGAAAUUAUGGGACAAAGAUCCUACAGGGAAAAAAUUAUGUGUUCAAAUGUUGGAUUGGUUUGACUACCAUGGUCACAUGUGUCUAGCAUUCGACAUGUUAGGGCUCAGUGUUUUUGAUUUCUUGAAAGAAAACAAUUAUAUUCCAUAUGACUUGGAUCAAGUUCGACACAUAUCAUACCAGUUGUGCUAUGCAGUACAAUACCUUAACCAGAAAAUAUGUUGUGUUGUCAAUCAGAGAUGUAUGACACGAUCUUACAAUGGCGCAAAGAAACGGGACGAAAGAUAUAUAAAGAACACCGACAUCCGGUUGAUAGAUUUCGGGUCAGCAACAUUCGAUCAUGAGCACCAUAGUACAAUUGUUUCCACUCGGCAUUACAGAGCUCCAGAAGUGAUAUUAGAAUUGGGCUGGUCACAACCAUGUGAUGUGUGGAGUAUAGGUUGUAUUAUGUUUGAACUGUACACAGGCUUUACACUAUUCCAAACUCAUGAUAAUAAAGAGCAUCUAGCAAUGAUGGAAAGAAUUCUAGGCUCUCUACCUUAUAGAAUGACAAAGAAAACCAAAACCAAUUUUUUCUGGCAUGGUCGGCUUGAAUGGGACCCUACAACAUCCUCUGGGCGUUAUGUACGUGAAAAUUGUCGCCCGUUAUAUCGUUACAUAAAAGACCCGUAUGAGAAAGACCAUGAAGACUUAUUCAAAUUGAUCGGCGAAAUGCUGGAAUAUGAACCAAGCAAACGGAUCACUCUGAAGCAUGCUCUACGUCAUGAUUUUCUCAACCAGUACUACACAUCAAGCCGUGACCGCUCACAUCUGCUGAAGGACCUCGAUGAUCGUGAAUCGAGGAAACACGGCAGUUCUAGAAACAGUGACAGACAUUGUUGUACAAGUAGUGAAACUAAUGGUAACAGUUGAUGAUCAUACUGGUUCCUAGUCUUCUUAUCUCCUGUGUACAGGGUCACAGCAUUUCGUCAGUUUUUCCCGCCAAUUUAUAACCGAAAUGCUUGUCUGUCGAGUAGAACUGUUGCUACUUGGUUUGUUGCUAGUGAAGAAAAUCAGGUGUUUGUUAGUGAACAUAUACUUGGGCAUUUUUGUUUACCAUCUGCUUGGAAAAAAUUCUGGCAGUGGAGUAGUUAGUUAAUUUGAUCACAUUUAGUGCUUUGUAAUGAUUUGGUAAUUGACUUUAAGCACCCUUAUACCAUGUUUGAUGUAUUACUAUUAACAUAUACAUACAUUUCAGGCUUACAUAUUUAAUUCAGAUAACAGACACAAUUGUAGAAAUAUGCUGACCAUAUCUCAGAAAUACAUUUUUCUCUUUUUGAGCAUAAAAGUUUGUAUACCUGUACUAGAAAUCUUGAAUACCUUAAUAUUUGAGAAAAUUAAUUAAUACGCAAUUAGUAUGUUACCAUUGGUAAAAGAAGAUGACUGAAGAGUAGCAGCUGUAACUUUGCACAUUGAUUUAGAGUGGUAUCUGAGAAAAUUUUAUGGGAAUAUGAUUUUGUGGAUUACAACUUUUGAAGUUACUAAAGAGUUAUUAGCUAAGAAGGACACUUAAAAGCACCUUUGUUAAUAUAUUUUCCACUUGGACUUUUGCUUUCCAGCAGAAAUGGAAAGUAAAUUGAAUUUUUUUAGUUUUAAAUGAAUUUGUUUUAAAAUCAGCACUGUUAUCAUAUAUAAGCUAUACCUAAGUAAAGGGAGCAGCCCACAGUUCAAAGUUAGGAAACUUGUGUUUGGAGACCAGUCUAAAGUCUUUAGCAUUUGAUCGGUUGAUUCUGAUCUCAGUCUUGAAAUUAACCAAUUAUAAUGCUGCAGUCUGAGAUUGGUUGCCAAUUUUUUUUUUACCUCAGGCCCAGGGCUUUUGAUAUCAUUUGUUUUAUGGUGCUAUAUUUGUGUAUUUGUUUGAAAUAGUUGCUGCUUUGGAGUGAAUCUUUUGUUCAUAAUGUUACUGUAAAAGCAGAAAUUUUCGCAAGGGUUUAAUUUUCGCUAUAUAUUUGCAGGGUCCUGUAUCUUUCGAAAAUUAAUCCUCGUGUAAAUAUUCACCAUUAGUAUGAUUUAAAUUCAAGUAGGAUACCAUUUUUACAAUUUCCUAAAUAUUAAACCUCUCGAACAUAGAUAUCUACUCAAAAUUUCAAAUUUGCGAAAUUUAGACCCAGCAAAAACAUAUGCUUUUACAAUAUACUGAUAAACUUGCAUAAUUCAAGAUAUGUUCAUCUUGUUAUAUUACUUAUUGUAAAAUUAUAAGCCUUUGAUAGGGGGUAUGUCAUGAUAAGUAACAGAGAUGUUAAUUUAAUUUCUUGUAACCUUGUAAGUUAGAAAGGGAGAUAACUCUUGAUAAGAGAAUUUUUUCAAGUUAAGCUGCCCGCCGUCCAGUCGUCAUUUCAUCAUCUUCAUUUGAAUUACAUCUACCAUUUUAUUUGUGCUAUGGAAAAUUGUUUCCAUUUAUACCUUGUGUUUAAUGAGGGUGCAUGCUUUUUAACUUGAAGGAUAUGCUGUCACUAUCUGUAGAAAGAUGGUACCAGACUACCAAAUUACCCAGUAGAAACUUAAAUUGGUUAUUUUUUGGUUAGUUUGAUUUUAUGAUUUGAUAGUAGACAGCCUGUUUUGCAUUCUUAAAACUUUAAUUAUGCCUUGGGGUGGGUUAAUAUUUAUUGAUUCACUCGAAAUGAAUGCUUAUCACUAAAGUUUUUCAUCACUGAAUGCAGCGGGAGUGCCUCCUGUUGCAGCAAUAUUGGUUAUGUCAGAUUUUUUUGUUGGUGCCGAAUGAUUUACUUAAGCAAGUAAGGGAUAUAAUGGAAAGAAGCUCAGAUGAAAACGGUUUCACUAUUCAUGGGUACAAGAUACAGGGGGUUGAUUCAAGGUUAUUUGUAAGGGUCAUAAACUUGUUAUUUUUGCCUGUAACUUACUUAGUCCCUGGUUCAAGGUAGAAUUACAUAGAAAAAAAGCCUAAUUUUAUUUUCCGGGUUUAACAAUUUCAGCUUUUAGAGUUACUUUUAAAAGUUGCUAUAUAACUUUUUUUUUUUGCAUCAAUUAAGUUUGAUUAAUUUAUUAAAUUAUCAGUAUCAUAUAAAAAGAAAUUUUGAUUUCUUCUCAAUUCUGGUAUUUGGUGUUCAAAGAAAUCAAAAAUAUUCUGCUUGAAUUAGGGACUUGUGUUAAUUUUGCAUAUUGAAUUGAAAUGGCUGUAUGGAAAAUACUGUAUUUCUUCAGAUUUUUCAUUCAGGCUACAUGAUAUUAACUUGAUUGAAGUGUAAGUAUUUAAGGUAGAUAGUAUGAUGUGAUAAGAGACAUGCUUACUCUGUAUAUAUAUAUUCAAUUUUUGCUUGUACAUAGUUGACUUGAGGAAGUUGUUUUUAUUUAUACAGUGCAAUUGUAAAGCAACUCAUUGUAAUUUAAUUUCUUCUUACGAUUUUUAAAUGUGCUUACUGUCUUGUGUGUGGAUGAUUGAAAUUUUUUAAUAUUUUUCAUGAAAAUCUGUUGAAAUUGAGAAAUGUCUGGGAAGUUUAAAAGAGUUGUAUAAUUGUUGACUUUGUUUGGAGUAUUUUGUUUGAAAAUGUUUUAUGAGAAAAUGUUUGAUGUGAAAGUGCAAGACUUUUAACCACUUGAAAUGUUCAGUAUAGUCGUAAGAUGUACGUGUGUGGACUAUUUUGACAGGUUAAUUGUUUAAUUCUUCAUAGGAAGUGUAAACUAUUGUCCCUCAGUAAUUCAGUGCAUGUUUUCACUUGCACCCAUGUAUCGAGACUUGCAAUUUAUAUAUUAUCGUGUUUGGAGAAACAAAAACAACGUGUAAUCCUUACUUGAAAUAUUUAUGUUGAAAUUGUCUUUGAGGUAAAUCAGUUUAGUGUGUUCUUUUGUGUAUACUAAAAGAGGUUUCUUUUUCGGAAAAGAGUUGCUCUUACAUUAUUAAAGAAAAUUUAUACAA
Mercenaria mercenaria is the source of this 4665-nucleotide messenger RNA. RefSeq names its product dual specificity protein kinase CLK2-like. The transcript has 14 exons. The record is from RefSeq and is a predicted model, not a curated record. The coding region runs from base 3 to 1664 and encodes 553 amino acids. Gene Ontology annotation, biological process: protein phosphorylation. NCBI's taxonomy places the organism in Eukaryota, Metazoa, Mollusca, Bivalvia, Venerida, Veneridae. Gene Ontology annotation, cellular component: nucleus. Gene Ontology annotation, molecular function: ATP binding; protein kinase activity.